This is a messenger RNA of Drosophila teissieri, 479 nucleotides long. RefSeq names its product essential MCU regulator, mitochondrial. Gene Ontology annotation, cellular component: uniplex complex; mitochondrial inner membrane. Gene Ontology annotation, biological process: calcium import into the mitochondrion; mitochondrial calcium ion homeostasis. The transcript has a single exon. The record is from RefSeq and is a predicted model, not a curated record. NCBI's taxonomy places the organism in Eukaryota, Metazoa, Arthropoda, Insecta, Diptera, Drosophilidae. The coding region runs from base 37 to 234 and encodes 65 amino acids.
AUUCUAUUUACACAAACCAGGUACCCACAUAGAAAUAUGCCAUUUAAUGGAGACAACUUCAGGGACUUUAAGGAACUAAAUAAAAUUCCCAAGGAUAACAAUAAGUACAAGUACAUCGGUGCUUUGAUCAUUGUUAUACCCGGCAUUAUAUUGGGCGGCUUUAUGGGCAAGAAGUUGGCCCAGUUUCUGGAAGUAUUUGAUCUAUAUGCGCCUGAUAUCUCGGAUGAUGAUUAAUGGAGCAACAUGGCACAUUUGAAUCUUCUACAUGGUGAACCAAUUGAAUUUGGAGCAAACCUGUGCACAUCCUGUUCGUAUAUAUGCUAAUGUGCCAAUCCAAACAGGCCAAACAGGAUGAGCUAGGAAAGAAAACUCAAUGCAAACAACUGCCCAGACCGGUAACCAAAAUCGGUGCAGGGUAAUAGGUGCACCCGAUCAAUUGAAUCAUAAUUAGUGCAAAGAGCUCAAAAUCAAACAAGUUU